This is a messenger RNA of Magnusiomyces paraingens, 4266 nucleotides long. RefSeq lists its product as uncharacterized. The record is from RefSeq and is a predicted model, not a curated record. The transcript has 2 exons. Bases 1 to 4266 code for a protein of 1421 amino acids. NCBI's taxonomy places the organism in Eukaryota, Fungi, Ascomycota, Dipodascomycetes, Dipodascales, Dipodascaceae.
AUGUUAGGGAAACUCUUUGCAGGGUCCUCCCGGCACUCGGACCCUCAAUCGUCUUCAACAUCAUUCAACAACUCUUCUCCAGAAACAUCUCCUUACCAAUCUUCAACAUACCCUCUACACCCUUCUUCUUCUUCUUCUUCUUCUUCUUCUUCUUCUUCUUAUCCAGCCCUCUUCUCUGUCAUCGACGAAGCAGAUACAAGAAACCUUCUUUACGGCACAACUUCCAAUCUCGCAAACCUCGAUGGUAUCCGUGAUAUGCGCGUCGUCGUCAUUUCUGACAUGCACAAGGUUGAUGCUCCAUUUUACGACUCUCAUGAACCAUCUACUACCACCUCUUCAUCUACUUCCUCUUCUAUAUCAUCUUCCCGUAAACCUUCAGCCUCCUCUUUAUCUUCAUCUCCAGGAAUUCACGCGUGGCCACACCAUCAAUCUUCACAAUCUCACAACUAUCAUACUAGCAAUACUAGCAAUACUUUCAAUAACCCAUCAAAUCAACGAUAUGCUCCUGAGAUCCCAACAUUCCGCGCUCUCCAGGACCGUGUUUUUGGAUACUCUCAGAUGAAGUACUCGGGACCAGUCACUAAACUCCAUCCUUUACCUCUUUCGGAACCCUCUCCAACGCAACGAUUCCAGAAACCCUUUUCUUCUUCUUCAACAUCAUCAUCCUCUUCAUCUUCUUCAAGUAGGCGACAAAAUUUUGGCAGGCAUCCACCACCGCCUGCUCCUGCUUCUUCUUUCCCUUCUCGCCAAAAUAAUGUCUGGUUGGUUUCUCGCAUUUUUAGACUCACCAGAUCAACAACUGGAACAACUGUCGCCACCCAACCAGAAGCCCUCCAGAAACAGGAAAGACAAUCAGCCAGUGUCUCCGGCAGCAUAAGCUCCUCAAGCUCAUCUGAAAGUUCCUCUAGUACUAGCGAUGUUAGCGACAGUAGUGCUAGUAGCACGGCCAGUGAUGAUAGUAUGGUUCUUCAAGCCGUGGCAGCUGCAGCAGCUGCAGCCGCUGCUACUACUACUUCUACUACUACUUCUACUACUACUACUACCACUACCACUACAACAUCUGACAAAACCUCCUCAAAUACCUCACCCAAAUCAAUACCUCCACAACUUGCAAGUAUACCUCCAUCGCAUAUACCCGAACACCACACCCACGGCCCCACCAUGUCUGACUACAACAUUGCUAUUUGUGUGUUUGUGACGGUUGCGGCGGAUGCCCAAGUUAGUAUUACAAAUUACUGGGAGGAGCUUAGUGCGGCUCUCCUCCAGCUACAAAAUGUGGUUUCCAAGGAACUUUACAAUUCGCUACCCCUCCACUCCAGGGACUUUACCACUCUACAACAACAACAACAACAACAACAAUUUUAUCAACAAGAGUUCAUGGAUGGUGCCGCGCCUUGCGUUGCCGCUGUUCCUUAUCCUCAACCACCGUGUACCCCGCUACAACCUUCGCGGCAGACUCCAUUCCGCAGGUGUAUGCCUGCAACAACAAAGUAUCUCGUCGACUCUGCGCAUAUCCGCCAUGCCGUGGACGUUUUUAAAAGUCGGUUCUUCACGGCUGUUCGUGAACCUCGAGUCAUUUGUGGCCAACGCAAAUGGCCUGAAAUUCUUACUAUUAUUCGCUGGAUCAAGUCUGCUUUUGGUGAAAAAUUUUUAUGCUCAAUCAUCUCUUCAUUCAUUCUCACCAAUGUUGAUCUUCUUACUCUUGACCGACGCUCCUUUGAAGCAACGGCUCUAGGAACUCCGCCAACUCGCACUGUCGUUGUAGGUGAUCGUACAGCUGCAUGCAAAGUCAUUUUUCUGCUCAGCUCUCUCAUCAAUGAUUCUUAUAGCCAAGUUUACGACGAACAACUUAAGGAGCUUUCUGCACUAGUGCAAAAUGAUGAUAUGGACGACCGCAAGUCGGUUAUUUCUUUUAAACCAUGUUUCAAUUCAAACUCCUCUUCAAGGAGAACUUCCACUCAUUCAAUCCAACCUUUAGCCAGUGGUACUGGCUGGGAAAUCCCCAAACCUGCACAAAUUAGUGUGGCUGAAUCACCAUCCUUUUGCACAAUGUCUCACGUUAUUCGGCCUUGCUUUUCCCCCAGCGCACUCUCUUCUUCAGUCUCGUCUUCUCUGGGGUACAAUCUUGCAGGAUCUUCUCCUUCAUCAUCUUCAUCCUCGCGCUCUCGUGACAGCUUUUCCUUUAGCACUCUUAAAAGAUCGCUUUCUAGUGCAGCCUCUUUAAACAGCGCGCUUUUCUCAAAUAUUUGGCCUACAAAUCGCGUCAAACCAUCAUCAUCUAUAUUGUCAACAUCUUCAUCAUCCUCAACAUCUUCGUCGUCUUCAUCGUCUUCUACUUCAGCUUAUAGAUCAGGCAGCCAAACAUCAGGAUUUUACGAUGACUUUAUGUUCCACGGAACAGACGACACUGCACUUGGGUUUCAGGAAAACAUUUACUCGGGAAGCAGCAGCAGCCUUGUUACUAGCUCCAAUGGGUCUUUCUUUAUUGGCGCAGGCGCCUCGACUGGAGGAUCCGGGACUCCAAUGGAAUCCGCAACAUCUUCUUUUACUGCUACUCCUGCUGCAUCCAGCUCUCUCGGAUUACACUCGCAAAUCAAUCGAGCCACUGAUCGUACAGCCACUACAUUGCCUCCGCUACGUGACUUUUCCUUGAAUAGGCCAGGGAGCCUCAGUGGAAGCAGUAGUUCUAGUGGAAGCAGUAGCAACCGAAGUGGGAGCGUGGGUAGUACUGGAGGAAAAGUAGGAGGGCCAGAUGUGAAUGGGGCCAGCGGAAGUAGUAGCCGCCGAAGUAGUGGCAGCACUAGUAGUAGCAGUUCAGGGACAAAAUCGCCAACGUCUCCAUCAAAUACACGGUCGUCAUCUAUUGAUAUGCUGGCACAAGAACUCUCCAACUCCUUAUCGCUGAAUAGUACGUCCUCAUUUUUAUCCAUGCUUAUGGAUACAAUUUCAUAUCCUGCCAAUUCGUCACAUGCGGCGCAACUUUCCACUUCUCAGGGCAAUUCUACUACCACCAACCAGAAUAGCAACAAUUCAUCUUCUUCAAAAACCUCUUCGGACCCCUUAGCAUCUGUUUGUAUAGGGCUGGCGUAUGAGUACACGGAGAUACCGGAAAAAAAUGCAGCAGUGCUGGACAUUGCUCCCUUGGACAUGCUGGAUUUUGCCAAGAUGGUUGCACCACCGAUUUUCGAUCCUAUUGUGCUGCCGCCAAUUGUAGGCCACGUCUCAGAGUUCCAUCCGGAUUUCGCUCUCCAAGCGUGUCCGCCUGCUGUGGAUAUGGAUACUAAAAUCACUCAGGCUAUGAUGCAGGAUUCGGCAGUGCCUAUUCCUGUGAGAGAAUCCACUGCAAAACGCGAUAGUUUGCUUUACGGUGGGGCGAUGGCAACAGCAGUAGCAGCAGCAGCAGCUGCUGCUGCGGCGGCGACGGCAGCUGCUGCAGCAGUGCCAGCGUCAGCGUCAACAACAACAACGACAACAGCAUCAUCAUCAUCUUCUGUAUUGUCGUCGUCGUCGUUGUCCUCAUUGGGGUCUGGGUCUGCAACUGCUGCAAAUGCACACAAGCAGAGUCGAGCGGCUGCAGUUCCCUCUGGACGAUCAUUGCGGCCAGUAAGCACAAGCACAGUUGCGGCUUCUGCGACGUCCUCGCAGACUCUUUCCGCAAACUCUCCUGCAUCUUCUUUUUCGACAUCUUCGUCGCUGUCAACUUCAACCUCUGGGGCCAUGGGAUUUUCCGACCACGAUUUGGGGAGCGAUUUUGAGGAAAACCAUACUCAAUGUGAGUUCUCCAAGGAAGUUGAAAACAAUGCCGAGGAUACAGAUGAAGACAACGACAAUGAUGACGAUGACGAAGACGACGAUGAAGAAGAAAAGGGUUCGGAGAUUGUGUCCAAAACUUUGGUGAUUGAUCUCCAUGCCAUGGAAAUUACCCAACAUAUGUUAGUGCGCGAAUCAAGCGCCCAUCAAACAAUAUACAGAAAUAAGGUGUUUGCACGUGGGAGACCCGCGACGCCGGCGACUGCAGAAGCCACGAGUUCGGUAGAAGCACAGCUUGCGUUUUUGUUCCCGGAGACGGCCUCAACUCCUACUGGAUCAUCGUCUUCGUUGUCAUCCUCAUCCCGUGGGCGAGUGGGAGGUGCGGCUACAGCACCAAGCACAGGACCAACGACGUUAGCUUCCGGGUCGGCACCGCCUAGAGUUGUGGCACUUGGAGAAGCCAUUGAGCAACUCAAGCGGUGCUAUGAUACGCGAUUCAACUUGUAUUUGAGUUAA